CUGAGUCCACUCCACCAAUCUUCUCUCUCUCUCUCUCUCUCUUUCUUUAACAUUCUCAUUCCCAUCAAAGCAACAAACAAACACUGAGAGAGGAAUUUUACUUUCUGCAAUGGCGGGUUCUUCUUCUGCGAAAUGGGUCCUCUUCUUGCUUCUCGCGCUGCUCAUUCGAGAAGAAGCCAUGGCCACACCACAGAUCUCUCACCUCAGGAAUGUUGAAGUUGAAGGACAUGGGUUGGUGAGCUUGAAGAACUCGUCAAUGGUGGCGAGGGCACGAGAGGCUGAGAAGUUAAAUGAACGUGCUGCAGUGGCAAACCCAGAGGAGGUGGUUUCAAUGGUUGAGAUGAGCAUCCAGAACAGCACAGAGAGAAGGAAUCUGGGGUUUUUCUCUUGUGGAACUGGUAACCCCAUUGAUGAUUGCUGGCGUUGUGACCCCAACUGGCAACGCAACAGGAAGCGUCUUGCAGAUUGUGGCAUUGGUUUUGGCAGAAAUGCCAUUGGUGGCCGUGAUGGGAAGUUCUAUGUGGUCACAGACCCCAGGGAUGAUGACCCUGUCAACCCCAAACCAGGCACUUUGCGCCAUGCUGUGAUUCAGGACAGGCCUUUGUGGAUUGUAUUCAAGAGGGACAUGGUUAUUCAGUUGAAGCAAGAGCUGAUCAUGAACAGCUUCAAGACCAUUGAUGGGAGAGGAGUGAAUGUGCACAUUGCUAAUGGAGCAUGCAUCACAAUCCAGUAUGUUACUAAUGUCAUCAUCCAUGGCCUACAUAUUCAUGACUGCAAACCCACUGGAAAUGCCAUGGUGAGAAGCUCCCCCACACACUUUGGGUGGAGGACAAUGGCUGAUGGAGAUGCCAUCUCCAUAUUUGGCUCAAGCCACAUUUGGGUUGAUCACAACUCAUUGUCCCACUGUGCUGAUGGCCUUGUGGAUGCUGUCAUGGGCUCAACAGCCAUAACAAUUUCCAACAACCACUUCACCCACCACAAUGAGGUGAUUCUGCUGGGCCACAGUGACUCUUACACAAGAGACAAGCAAAUGCAGGUGACCAUCGCAUACAACCAUUUCGGAGAGGGACUUAUCCAGAGAAUGCCACGGUGUAGACAUGGAUAUUUCCACGUGGUGAACAAUGACUACACUCACUGGGAGAUGUAUGCUAUUGGUGGAAGUGCUAACCCCACCAUCAACAGCCAGGGCAACCGAUACAAUGCUCCUACUAACCCUUUUGCCAAGGAGGUGACUAAGAGAGUGGAAACAGCAGCAACUGAGUGGAAGGGUUGGAAUUGGAGGUCAGAGGGUGAUUUGUUGCUGAAUGGUGCCUAUUUCACCCCUUCAGGAGCUGGAGCCUCAGCCAGCUAUGCCAGGGCCUCAAGCUUAGGAGCAAAAUCUUCUUCCAUGGUUGGUUCCAUGACUUCCAAUGCUGGUGCACUCGGUUGCCGCAGAGGCCGUCAGUGCUAGUAGCAUAUAUAUCAACCAACCAUGUGAAUGAAAGAGCCAUUAAUUUUCUUUUGUGUUUGAUUCUCAGUUUUACCAUAUUAUAGUAGAGCAUCAUCAUAUGUCCAUUGGUUUCUUCACAUCACACCCAUUUUUCUCUCCAUUCUGCAUUCUUGGCAAGUGUACAUUAAUUACACAUGUCAAUAUGGUUUAUGUUACAUUGUGUGUCUUGUUGUUGGUCAACCUUUGCUGCUCGACUUGCUCCAGCUGAAACAAGCAAUGCAAUUGUAGGAGCAGGUGCAGAAGCGCGGUUUCUUUGGUCCUUUUCAUUUUCUUUUUUUGCCUUUUCUUUGCUCCUUCCCAGCUCAUCUCAUCAAUCAACCUUACCCACCAAUUCAUAUGCAUAUUUUUCCAAAUGUCAAAUCAUGUCUCCUUACAUACUGUUCAGUCUUUUUCAGUUUAUAGGAUUUGAAUGAGCCCAAAUAUAUAUAUAAUAUAAAUAUAUAUAUGAUUUUUCUUUUCACCCCUCCUUUGUUAUUUUUUACUAUUUGUUUUGUUGAGUUAAUUAUACAAGCAAAAGCAUGAUUGUGAAAGUUGAGUUAUAUGGAAACACUUUAUCAAUGACGAUUAUGAAAUACAGCAGUAGCUGUGGUGUUGCUUUUUA
Molecule: messenger RNA, 2090 nt
Organism: Cajanus cajan (pigeon pea)
Lineage: Eukaryota; Viridiplantae; Streptophyta; Magnoliopsida; Fabales; Fabaceae
Product: putative pectate lyase 1
Molecular function (GO): pectate lyase activity
Source: RefSeq, a predicted model, not a curated record